CGCAAAGCAGAGCUGUAUUUAUAUUUGUGUGUGUGUGUGCAUAGCUUUUGUUUUCCAUAUCAUCACAGACCUUCUCCAGUGCUACAACUCUGAUAAUCUAAAUACGGUCAUUACUAAUACUAAUCAUGAUGAUAGUAAUGAAUUUUCUUUUGACUUUGUGCCUUGAUAACUGUGCUAAGCUGGUGCUGCUUCUUUGUGUUUUGUUGAGUUCCUUUGAUCUCUCUCUGCCUAUAUGCUUCCUUAGCUUUUCUAUUAAACACUAGGCAGAUAAAGGGGUCAGAUUUCUCACUGCUUUUGUGCUUUCCUCCUCACCUUGUUUUGAGCAUAAAUUUAGCAUCUUCUUCCUCCUGUGGAACCAAGAAAACCCCUUUUGGCAUUUCGCUUGAUUCCCAGUCCUUUCUUUCAUUCUUCUUCUUAUGCGUCUGUUCAUCAUCUGGGUUUGGUUAAUCCUAUUUUGACUCCAUAUCUGUAUCAUUAUCAUAAUAAUGAGCUUCAAAACUGUUGUUAUUGGUCAUGCCAUUUUGGCUGUGUUCAUUAUUCUCCUUGUGGGUUCAAGGUGUUUUGGACAAGUAGAAGAAGCUGAUGUGAGUAUGGCUCCAAUGGAGAAGAAAGAGCUGGAAGCACUUUACUCAACCAUACAAGGCUUUGUUGGUAAUUGGUGGAAUGGCUCAGAUCUCUAUCCUGAUCCUUGUGGGUGGACUCCUAUUCAGGGUGUGUCCUGUGAUCUGAUAAAUGGAUUCUGGUAUGUUACUACCUUGAACAUUGGACCUGUAUACGACAAUUCUCUUACUUGUGUCCCAAACUUGGAAUUCAGAUCAAACUUGUUUGAGCUCAGGCACCUCAAAGUCUUGUACUUCUUCAAUUGUUUUCAAUCACAAGACAAAUACCCAUUUUCCAUCCCCAAAGGAAACUGGGAGAAACUGAGUGACAGCUUAGAAUCGCUCGAGUUUCGAUCCAACCCCGGUCUUGUUGGAAGCAUUCCGUCCUCUCUUGGUGUUCUCAAGAACCUUCAAUCACUUAUACUGCUAGAAAAUGGUCUAGCAGGUGAAAUACCCCCGCAUAUUGGCAACCUCAUCAAGUUGAAAAGACUAGUUCUUGCAGAGAAUUCAUUAUCUGGGCAUAUUCCAGAUGUUCUUAACGGUUUCACUGAGUUGUUAAUCCUUGAUCUAAGUGGAAACUCACUAUCUGGGCCUUUGCCUCUAUCAGUUGGAAGCUUAACUUCACUGUUGAAGCUUGAUUUAAGCAACAAUCAUUUAGAAGGCAAUCUGGUAAAAGAGAUUGGUCAUCUCAAGAACCUGACCCUCAUGGACCUGAAGAACAACAAAUUCUCAGGUGGGUUGUCACAAUCUUUUCAAGAGAUGUUUUCAUUAGAAGAACUAGUCUUGUCAAACAAUCCAAUAGGUGGAAGCCUGAGGAUUCUAAAGUGGGAAAAUCUCCAGAACCUGGCAGUUCUUGAGCUCUCAAAUGUGGGAUUGAGAGGGGAAAUUCCUGGGUCACUAUCAAGAUUGAAGAGAUUGAGAUAUUUAGGUCUCGGUGAUAACAACCUCACAGGGAAUCUCUCUCAAGAACUAGCAAGCCUUCCUUGUCUCAAUGCACUGUACCUAAACAGUAAUAAUCUGACAGGAGAGCUUAAAUUCUCUGAGGAGUUCUACGGAAAAAUGGGAAGGCGUUUUGGGGCAUGGAACAACCCUAAACUUUGCUAUGCAAUUGGAAGAAUGAUGUCAACAAGUCAUGUUCCUUUCGGAGUAAGGCCAUGCUAGCAACAGCUACAGGGUCAAAUUGUUUGAACCAAAUAUAAAAACUGAACUGAUUUAGUUCCUGUUCCAUCCUUCUGUUGCUGCAAGAUAACUCUGUUAGUUUUACAUAUGAUGUGAAUACAUAAAUUGUCAACUCUUCGCAUCUAAUUAU
This is a messenger RNA of Prosopis cineraria, 1908 nucleotides long. Its product is annotated as piriformospora indica-insensitive protein 2-like. The record is from RefSeq and is a predicted model, not a curated record. The transcript is spliced from 2 exons. Gene Ontology annotation, molecular function: protein binding. The coding region runs from base 486 to 1760 and encodes 424 amino acids. Lineage: Eukaryota; Viridiplantae; Streptophyta; Magnoliopsida; Fabales; Fabaceae. Gene Ontology annotation, cellular component: plasma membrane.